CGGACGGGACGCGCGAAUCGUCCGCUGCUUCUGUUGCCCUGAAGUUGACGAUGACGCGUGGUUACGUCGCGGUAAUGAAAUAGCGAACACUGUUGGUGAGGAGACACGUUGGUGGCAGUGAAACGCGAAUGUGGGAAUGUCGGAGCGACGUGGUGAUUAAGAUCCACCGAGAUGGAGUAGACUUUGCCUAUGCGUGAAACAUAAAUACACCCGUGACGAAGCAGCGUCUUGAGAACAUCCAGGUCGGUGCUCGGUCUCUUCCUUGUUGCCGAGUCGAGAGAACAGGAAAUAAAAAUGGAGGAAAAACGUAGCAGUAGAGAUACAACAGAGGAAGAGGAACUAGAAGACACUGAAAAUAUAAUAAUUAACGAAGUGGAUGGCUUACCCAACUUACAUCCAAAUUAUGAACAGUUAGAGUUAAAAUUUAAGAGAGAAAAGGAUGGCACAAAUAUUAGAUCGAUUGACGAGUUAGUUCACGACGAAGAUUUACCAACUUCUGUAAUCGUAACGAACGUAGAUCCUCGAGUUUUUAAAGAUGACGAUUUGAAGUCGGACAUAGAAAAUCUUUUCAAACAGUUUGGGGAAGAUACUACGUUUCAAUACUUUAGAUCUUUCAGAAGAAUGAGGGUAAAUUAUAGUUCCCCCAGUGCCGCAGCAAAUGCAAGGAUACAGUUGCAUCAAUCGCAUUUUGGAGAAACUGAUAUUAAUUGUUACUUUGCACAACCAGUAACACCAAUAGAUAUGGAAGAUCAACAUCUUCAACCACCCGCGCUUACCAAACAAUUCCUCAUAUCUCCUCCUGCUUCUCCGCCAGUCGGUUGGGAGCCACGUGAAGAAGGAGAGCCGCUCGUUAAUUACGAUUUAUUAACCGCUAUAGCCAAUUUAUCUGCAGGCGACACACACGAGAUACAUCCAGGAGGCUCAGGGCAGCCAGGUAUAGUUGUGCAUGUUUGCGAAAAUGCGAAUCCAACGAAAAAUGCGCCUCGUAUUCAACACACGCGAUGUCCGGAACACUAAUUUCCCCCCUUUAUUCGCAUUUUAGAUUUGUCAUAUGAUACGUUUUUAUCCCUAUUAAAAAGACAGAUACGAGCUAGCAAAAGGAGACAUAUACUUCUAGCGAGCGAUUUUAAAUUAGUAUUAUAUUGAAGAAUUACAAUUCAAAACUAAUUGCGUGGUUGGUAUCCAGUUGACGAAAGUAUUAUGUUGUGAAAAAAAUUACAGCUCGAUACAGUAGACGACAUGGUGUCUGGUAUCUAGCUUCCCGGAUAGCAGUGAUAUAUGAAUAUUAACGAGAAAUAUCCGUCGUUAUAUAUCGAUCAAGAUGUAGAAUUCAUUUGUGUUUAUCCAUUGAGAAUUCCUGAAGAGUAUGCUUGCGCUCCAUUUCUUAAAAUCUACAUAUAGUGAAGAUUCGAGAAAUUUCAAGGCCUAUAUUGUUUCAUGUUUCACUCAGUGUCAAUAAUUGCAUAUCGUGAGAAAUUACGUCCGAUCUGAUUAAGCUAACGAUUACUGUGUCGACGACAAAAAUCGUUCGAAAUAUAUUCAGAGAUUUUGCAAUUCUACCUCUCAUUGUCAGUGUGUUACUUGUAUUCUUAAACAGCACGUAAUGCAUUACAAUCUUGUUGUAAAUCCACAAAUGAUACUAAUGUUAGA
Molecule: messenger RNA, 1650 nt
Organism: Cyphomyrmex costatus
Lineage: Eukaryota; Metazoa; Arthropoda; Insecta; Hymenoptera; Formicidae
Gene: sra
Product: RRM_RCAN_like domain containing protein Sra
Exons: 5
Coding region: 295-1017 (240 amino acids)
Biological process (GO): calcium-mediated signaling
Cellular component (GO): cytoplasm; nucleus
Molecular function (GO): nucleic acid binding; calcium-dependent protein serine/threonine phosphatase regulator activity
Source: RefSeq, a predicted model, not a curated record